AUGGUUCUACAGGUGGUUCUAGAGAUGGUUCUAGAGAUGGUUCUACAGGUGGUUUUAGAGGUGGUUCUAGAGAUGGUUCUAGAGAUGGUUCUACAGGUGGUUUUAGAGAUGGUUUUAGAGAUGGUUCUAGAGGUGGUUCUACAGGUGGUUCUAGAGAUGGUUCUAGAGAUGGUUCUAGAGGUGGUUCUAGAGAUGGUUCUACAGGUGGUUUUAGAGAUGGUUUUAGAGAUGGUUCUAGAGGUGGUUCUACAGGUGGUUCUAGAGAUGGUUCUAGAGAUGGUUCUAGAGGUGGUUCUAGAGAUGGUUCUAGAGAUGGUUCUAGAGAUGGUUCUAGAGGUGGUUCUACAGGUGGUUCUAGAGAUGGUUUUAGAGAUCGUUCUAGAGAUGGUUCUAGAGGUGGUUCUACAGGUGGUUCUAGAGAUGGUUCUAGAGAUGGUUCUAGAGAUGGUUCUAGAGGUGGUUCUACAGGUGGUUCUAGAGAUGGUUCUAGAGAUGGUUCUACAGGUGGUUCUAGAGAUGGUUUUAGAGAUGGUUCUAGACGUGGUUCUAGAGAUGGUUUUAGAGGUUGUUCUAGAGCCGAGGAGCCUCACAGCCAACUGUUGA
Knipowitschia caucasica is the source of this 603-nucleotide messenger RNA. Lineage: Eukaryota; Metazoa; Chordata; Actinopteri; Gobiiformes; Gobiidae. The record is from the annotation of a GenBank genome assembly.